Messenger RNA from Striga asiatica, 2573 nucleotides. NCBI's taxonomy places the organism in Eukaryota, Viridiplantae, Streptophyta, Magnoliopsida, Lamiales, Orobanchaceae. The record is from the annotation of a GenBank genome assembly.
GGCGCACAGAACUAUCCCGUUCUUUUGACGGGAUUGAAACCAAAUUUGCAACAAAACUUCAAUAAAGACCGAUUUUACAAUGUAUGAAACCAAUUUACAAGAAAAAUGUUACAGGUGUACAUAACACUACGUAGCAUUAUCCAUUUUACAAUAGGCGAAAUUCUACACGACAAUUUGCAAUUCUCUCAAUUGACCAUUUACAUGGUUGCCCCUCUAAGCAUUACGAAUUCCCUUUCGGCCCCAAACAUUAGGGUUUUUCUGCCUCCUCUCCCCAUUCGACCGUCUCUCUUUCCAGAAAUCUCUGCCGAGCAAUCUAGGUUCCCAAUUAGUUGCAGAGAUUUCAAUUCCUGCUUUGAAAGGUAGAAACAUGACGACAGUUGUCCCCACGUCCGAGGAAGAUCCCGCGCUCUCAGUCGUCCGGUUCACCGCUGACUUGUCCUGGGCCGAUGCCGGUCUUGAGGUCGCAGAGGGACAGGUGAAUAGAUUGUGCGUUGAGGCACAAGAAUGUAUGAUGCAAAACAGGUGGUUGGAUUUGGCUUCCUUGAUGCUUACUUCUGCUGAUGUAAUUUUUUCUAAAGCCUCUGAGAAAGAUCUUGAAUGUGCUUACACUGUGAUCUGCAACCUUGUUAAGAAGCCUGAGAGCCUCGAUCAAGUGCAUGAGAUGGCAGAGCUUAUAGCCAUAAAAGUUACCCAACAGCCUAAUGACAAACCUGCACUGCGCUUAAAGAUCUUGUUUAACCUCUACAACCUAUUGGACAACCCAUACAGCCAGUUUUUUGUUUAUAUGAAGGCCCUCAACUUGGCAAUCAGUGGAAAGGUCACCGAACAUGUCUUACCAUCGUUUAGAAAGAUGGAAAACUUUUUGAAGGAGUGGAAUCUUGGAGUUAAGGAUAGGAGGGAUCUCUUUCUUGCUGUUUCAAAUAUAUUGAAGGAUAGCAAGGGCUCUGCAAAAGACUCCUUUGAUUUUCUUGUCAAGUAUCUUGAGACUUUUUCGGGUGAUGAUGUGUUGGCUGUGGAUGAAGCUAAGGAAGAAGCUGUCCGAGCUGUUAUUGAAUUUGUGAAGGCACCUGACAUGUUUCAGGGUGACUUACUAGAUAUGCCUGCUGUAGCACAAUUGGAGAAAGAUGCAAAAUAUGCUCCGAUAUAUCAGCUUUUGAAAAUCUUCCUUACUAAGAGGCUGGAAGCCUAUUUGGAUUUCUAUUCAUCAAAUUCUAGCAUAUUGGGCAGCUAUGGUCUUGUGCAUGAAGAUUUGGUUUCCAAAAUGAAAUUGAUAUCCCUGGUGGACCUUGGAAAAAAUGAAUCUGGUCAAAUUUCUUACUCCUUAAUUAAGGAAACUCUCCAGAUUGAAGAUGAUGAAGUAGAGCCAUGGAUUAUCAAGGCAAUAUCAGCUAAGUUAAUAGACUGCAGAAUUGAUCAAAUCAACCAUGCAGUGAUUGUGAGCCGCUGCACAGAGCGUGUUUUUGGGCUUCAUGAAUGGCAGUUCCUUCGCUCAAAGCUUGCAGCAUGGAGGGUCGUGGAGAUGAGCAGCGGCAGCCACCGUAAAGGUCCGCCGAAGCAUCAGAACAAAUUCGCCUGGAAACCUCACGCCGGCCAGAAGAUCAAUCCUACUGAAGUCGGGGGAAGUUUCAGGCCCCUUUCAGAAGUAACAGGGGUUUGCCCUCGCUGCAAAGGACAGAUCGAAUGGAAGCGAAAAUACGGAAAAUAUAAGCCCCUUACUGAACCGGCCAAAUGUCAGCGGUGUUCCAAGAGGAAUGUUCGACAAGCUUAUCACAAUCUCUGCACUGGUUGUGCCAAGGAGCAUAAUGUUUGUGCAAAGUGUUCAUGCCGAGUUGACCAGAUAGUUGGGAGAGAUCUUUCGGAAGUGGAAGCUGAGCAGAAGACAUUGGAUGAGGCAAUCAAGAAUGCUCGGGAGAGGGAAAGAAGAAGUAUGCUGAGAGCUAUCAACAAAGGAAAAUCUCAGUCGUCGGUCUUGGCUCAAAAAAAGGACGAGAGAAAAGUUGGUGACCUAUUUCCAGCAUCAUCACUCGAAGAGUAUGUGGAAUUGAGCAGGGAUGAUGAGGACGAUCUCAGUCACGAUGAUUACCCGCAGGUAAUAGGCUAGUGCUCUUCUAAGGGAAGCUUUAUAUUAUACUGAAGCUUUCAGGGACACUACUUUUGUUGUUUGUAGUGAUGCUGAGAUUUUCGAACUUGUAUAACUGCCAUGCUUUUCUUAGCUCGUUUUUUGGCAAGGGUUAUUUAUGCCUGGGCAUUAUUCCAUCGACUUUUGAGCAUUAUUGAUUUGUCUCCUCGGUUUGUUCGACACUUUUCUUCUGCUAAUUGAUUGUUAGUAAAGAAGUAGUCGGGCCAAUGAUCUUCAAAGCAACUUCCAUAUUUCAAUCGGUGGCAUUACUAUCUUUCUGUCUAUGUUCUUGAUAUGUUGAAGAUGAUAGAUAAUAAGGGAGGAGUGUGAUAAAUAAUUUUGUUAUCAUACCUUGGAACUCAUUUAAUGGUCAUGAUUGACUAUUAGUUGAUAGCGGGUUGCAAUAGCUUAUUUGAUCAGCUAGUUUUAUUAGAGGUUUAUAAAUAACUGUUUG